This is a messenger RNA of Pollicipes pollicipes, 1429 nucleotides long. RefSeq names its product vicilin-like seed storage protein At2g18540. Gene Ontology annotation, cellular component: axonemal microtubule. The record is from RefSeq and is a predicted model, not a curated record. Lineage: Eukaryota; Metazoa; Arthropoda; Thecostraca; Pollicipedomorpha; Pollicipedidae.
CAUCGCCGACGGGAUCCGCAUCAAGGAGGAGGCCAAGAAGGUGGAGCUGGAGGAGGCGCGACAGAUUCAAGCUGGCCACCGAGGAGUACAAACACCAGCUGGAGCUCGGCAAACUGGAGGAGCACGAGAAAAGGCAAAAGCUGAAGAAGGAAGCAGAUCAGUUCUUACGUACGCAACGGGCUUUCGAGCUGCUCAAGCAGAAUCGAGAUCAGGAGGAGAAUGCCGAGAUCCGUGUGUACGGGCUGGGCAAGCUGGAGAUGGCGCGUCGCAUCAACGAGCAGCGCGCCGAGAUUCUGGCGCGCAGCCGGCGGCGCAGCGAGGCCGCCUGCGACCACCUCUGGUCGCUGAUUGGCAACAAAAUAUCGGACGAGGACGCGCGCAUCGCGGCCAUCGUGGCGCAAAAGCGCGCCCAGAAGGACGCCGAGGAGGCGGCCAAGCAGGCGGCGCGCGCCGCCAUGAUGGCUUCCAUCACGCAACACCGCAUCGACGAGGUGCGCCGCCACCGCGACGGGGAGCGGCGUGACGCCGAACGCAAGCUGGAGGAGCGGGCCGCGCUCGACGACGAGACGCGCCGGCUGGCGGCGGAGCUGCGCGACCGGCAGCGCGACCUGCUGGAGCAGCGCUCGCGCAACCGGCGCGACUGGCAGGAGCAGGCGGAGGAAGUGGAGGCCAAGCGGCUGGUGGAGAAGGAGGAGGAGUAUGAAGAGGUCAACCAGCUGAAGGGCACUAUACGGAAGGAGAAAGAGCAGUUCGAGGAGUACGUGCGCACCGAGAUGGAGCGGCUGGAGCAGGGCAAGCGCAACACGUUCCCGCUUCAAGUCGCCGCGCGGGCGCCGGCGCCCGGGUUCCUGCGUCACUCCACCGACUGGUCGUCGGUCGGUAUCCGGCCGUACUGAGCGGCGGCCGGCGCCGUCCUCUGCCGCACCGCCGCCCCCUCUUCUGCCCGCCGACGCCCGCUCGCCGCAUGCUGUCCGGCAGAAGCACGCUGUUCUUGGCGCGAUGUCUGGUCAGUUUCACGGGAGCUUCACGGCGUGAUCGGUGACCCAUGCAUCGGAAAUCAAUGCCACAGUGUGCAUAACGCAGCCUUAUCGUGCUUGCAAGUGGUUACAAAUUUAUUACAAUGUGGUGAUUUCGCGUAGCUGUGUGCCGAGUGCGGGUAUUAGCUGCAGCAGUGUGGAAAUCCAGUCAGAUGUGUUCGUCCUCCAAUCUAGUCGAAAACUAGUCAAAAGUGUCCGUUGUCCCUUUUUUGCCAUAAAGACACCACCUGCGCCACAAAAAUACAACGGAAAAACCCAGCGCAUGAGAAAGUCGCGCACGAAAUUUUUCUUUGUGAUGUCUCAUCCAAUGAGUGGGCCAGUGAUUGGUUUGUGACGCACCCUUCUGUCCUGGCACGAACAAACAACCACCAAAUACAGCUCUACCGGCGUGA